Linepithema humile (Argentine ant) is the source of this 2184-nucleotide messenger RNA. Its product is annotated as protein obstructor-E. The record is from RefSeq and is a predicted model, not a curated record. Gene Ontology annotation, cellular component: extracellular region. Gene Ontology annotation, molecular function: chitin binding. NCBI's taxonomy places the organism in Eukaryota, Metazoa, Arthropoda, Insecta, Hymenoptera, Formicidae.
AGAGUGGGGAGUUCAUAUAAGAUACCAGGCAAACGCCUCUCCCAGUGACCAGUCUCGACACGAAAACUCAUCAGCCGAGCUUCCUCGGCUACCACAAGACGACACGGAGAAAGAGAGAGUAUAUUCUUCAAGUAUACUCUUCAGGCAUUUCGGAAUAUUUCAUCGACUUGGGAUUGACAUCUCGAGUUAAAGCGAUCGUAUAUUCUAUUCGACAUUCAGGAUGUCGCAGCAGAUCCUUCCGCUCAUUCUGGUACUCCUGGUUGCGCAGGGCUCGCUGGGCCAGAAGCAGGAGGAUCCAUGUCAGACGAAGUCACGAGUGGUGGGUGAUAUCGAGUACUGCGAUCGCUACUGGGAAUGCGUGAACGGCCGCCCGGAACUGUUCGACUGCCCGAACGGUCUCGUGUUCGCCGGCAAGCACCGCGGCGUCACCGAGGGCUGCGAUUAUCCUUGGCGGGCGAACUAUUGCGACGGUAAACGCCAGGCGAACCCGCCGAUCUCGACCGAGCACUGCGACUGGCUGUACGGGAUCUUCGGCCACGAGACUUCCUGCACCAGGUACUGGACUUGCUGGAACGGCACCGCCACCGAGCAGCUCUGCAUAGGCGGUCUGCUUUACAACGAGAGGGCCAGAUCCUGCGACUGGCCUGAAAACGUCGAAGGAUGCCAGAAGCAUCCUCUCUGUAACGACGACGCCAACGGCAACGUGCCUCUGGGCAAGUCAUGCAACCGCUAUUGGCAGUGUCAGGGUGGUUACCCGCGGCUGCAGCGUUGCCCGGCCAUGUUGGUGUUCGACAGGCGAUCAUUAAGAUGCGUAGUGCCGCCGACGGAAGAUUGCGACGUCCCUACGACGCCGCCGCCCACUGAGGGCGAGUUGUCCGAGGGUCGCAAUGAACAGCAGGAUCCUGAAGAAGAGAACCUGCCGCCCGGUGUGCCGCCUUUGCCCGCAGGCGCGCUGCCGAUCGCCCUGCGACCACGCGCUAGAAAUUAAAGCGGCAACAGGUCCUAUCCAGCUUGGAAGGACGAAGGAAGCAGCAGAAGACCCUUCGACAAGCGAGGCCCCGAAGAUCGAGCUUGUCGAUCGGUUCGGAGAACUCGAGACGUUCUCUCGUCGAGUCUUCUUUCCAGAUUCCCGCGUGAUUUUAUAAUUCUAUAAUUCUAGAACUCGUAGGAUCGAGAAUACGAGAUUUUUAGUCCUAGAUCUCCAUGUUUCCGAAUUAUUCUGAAGAGUAUUAUUAAGAGAAUUAUUCUGCCAGAGUAGAGUUGGUCCCGUGUUUCUUCGAGGAUGUCGAGAAAGUUCUUGUUUGUUGUGAGUAAAAUUGUUCGAUCUUUAUCGCGAAGAUUUAAUUUUCGAUUAUGAAUUGAAGUGAAAGUUUGAAUAUGAUAAUUGUUAUGAUUACAUGGUUCUUUAUCUAAUUAAACAUUUAUUAUUUUAAUUAUUAUGGAUGAGAUAUAAGCAUAAGUGAAAUGACUUAACUCUUGAGAAUCGGAAUGAAAUUUAGCCGGCAUGAAAAAGUAAAAGUUCUUAAAAAACUAGAAAGAUUAUAAUCAGAGGUAAUUAAAUAAGAAACAAAGUAUAAAUUGCAAAAAAAUUCAACGAAAUAUGACCAAUGAAUUAUAAUUUUUCAAGAAAUAAUGUUAGAAAGAAUGAAAAACUGUGAAAUAUUUCCAAGGACCGAGACUCGUCGACACCGAUCGAUUCAUCUUUGACCGAUCGAGUUCUCCUUCUCUUCUUCCUGAGAACGGAGACUCAUAUUAUUGAUUACUAAUAAUGUUAACUAGGAACAUCUCGUUUUUCGGUCCUAAGACCACCAUCUGCCUCUGUUUCAUUUGGUCGAGAUGUAAAUAUUUUUCCCCGUCCCCUCACUUCUCUCUCUCGUUCUCGUAAUCGUAAGACUCGUAUCAUGUGUAUGUAGAUCGAUCGAAAUAAACUGUACGUUGUAUAUUUUUUAUACGCAUGUUCAGAUUUUAUACAAUGCUGCUUCGGCUGUACAUUGUUACUCUAUUUAUCAUAAAUACAUUAUAUGUAUUACAUAUCGUAUUAUAUACACUAUAUGUACUACAUAUCGUACUCGCUCUUCACGCACUGUACAUGCAAUUAGUCCCCCUUUAAACGUUUAUCAUUAACAAUAAUUUAUGUUUGAUACGCAAUGUGGAACAGAAAUAUACUUUUUUUAGUUCUCCUUA